AUGGCGUUCUUGAGGUUGUUUUCGGAGCGAGACUCCAACUCCACUUCUAAAAGGAACGGAACCAACGCUUCACCGGUUAUAACGCUCCGAAAAGAUAUCCGGUCAAAAUACUCGGGAUACCAGAAUUCUUACACAUCCACUUGUAAAGAAGAUUUCAACCUCAGAUCCUUUGACUCUUUGCUUCACCAACGAACGAAUAGACUCAUCAGUGUGCUGCGUGCUGAGGGCGAGACUCAAUUUUUAUCCCUAAACUCGCACAUAGAGGUGUGUGGGUUUCUACUUGAACUAAGCGAAGAUGUGGUAAGGGUCAUUAUUGAAAGUAAAGAAGAUGUGUGGAAGAACAAAGAUCUAAUGUCAUUGGUUAAUGCCUACUUUAAGAGUACCGCCAAGACCUUAGAUUUCUUCAAUACCGUCGAGAAUUGGGUCAAGAGAACAGAAAUCAGCCAGCUUAUCAUUCGAUUUGCGGUGAAACAGUUUGAGACAGAGGAUCUUGGUGGAAAUAAGAAGAAGAAGUAUGCAAAAACUUUGGAGGAGCUGAACAAGUUUAAGAACGUGGGAGACGUUUUUGGUGAUGAGUUCGUGACUCAGUACAAGUCCGUCUACGAGCAGCAGGUUCUGCUUCUGGAGGAACUCCGUAAGAUGAAAGUAAAGCUUGAUAAGAAGCAGAGGAAUGCAAAGAUAUGGAAGACACUGUCGAAUGUUGUUUUCGCGACUGCCUACGUCUCUGUUGAAUAA
This is a messenger RNA of Arabis nemorensis, 735 nucleotides long. The record is from the annotation of a GenBank genome assembly. NCBI's taxonomy places the organism in Eukaryota, Viridiplantae, Streptophyta, Magnoliopsida, Brassicales, Brassicaceae.